Exserohilum turcica Et28A is the source of this 714-nucleotide messenger RNA. RefSeq names its product glycoside hydrolase family 12 protein. The record is from RefSeq and is a predicted model, not a curated record. Gene Ontology annotation, molecular function: cellulase activity. Gene Ontology annotation, biological process: polysaccharide catabolic process. The coding region runs from base 1 to 714 and encodes 237 amino acids. The transcript has 3 exons. Lineage: Eukaryota; Fungi; Ascomycota; Dothideomycetes; Pleosporales; Pleosporaceae.
AUGAAGGUCGCAUCAUUCAUCCUUAGCCUUCUCGCAUCUGGAGGAGUUGCAGAGGAAACUCUCUGCCAAAACUACCAGUCCUACUCUAGCAACAACUAUGAGGUCAUCAACAACCUCUGGGGUAUCAGCUCUGCAAGCUCUGGCUCCCAGUGCACCUACGUUGAUAGCGUUAGCUCAACUGGAGCAAAGUGGCAUUCAACCUGGGAGUGGCAGGGUGGCCAAAAUAAUGUUAAGAGCUAUGUUUAUUCGGCGCUUCAAUUCACCAAGAAGCCAAUUACGCAGUAUACUAGCAUGAAAACCGAGGCCUAUUGGGUCUACAACACUACUAAUAUUCGCUGUGAUGUUGCAUACGACUUGUUCACAUCUGCAAAUGUCAACCACGCUACUACUAGUGGCGAUUACGAGCUUAUGGUCUGGCUCGCUAGAUAUAGUGUAGACCCAAUUGGAACGUCACAGGGGACCGUCACUGUUGCUGGACAAACUUGGGAGCUGUUUGCAGGACUCAACGGCGCCAUGGAAGUGUAUAGCUUUGUUGCCUCCAACACCAUCUACAAUUUUGAUGCCAGCAUGUUGGACUUCUUCACCUAUCUCCCAGAUAAUAUGGGCUUUCCUGGUUCUAGCCAGAACCUUAUUACUUUCGAAUUUGGUACCGAAGCUUUCACUGGCGGCCCAGCCUUAUUCACUGUCAACCAGUGGGAUGCUUACGUCUACUAA